Messenger RNA from Fusarium verticillioides 7600, 1305 nucleotides. Its product is annotated as heme-binding peroxidase. The coding region runs from base 166 to 1161 and encodes 331 amino acids. NCBI's taxonomy places the organism in Eukaryota, Fungi, Ascomycota, Sordariomycetes, Hypocreales, Nectriaceae. The transcript is spliced from 2 exons. The record is from RefSeq and is a predicted model, not a curated record. Gene Ontology annotation, biological process: hydrogen peroxide catabolic process; response to reactive oxygen species; cellular response to oxidative stress. Gene Ontology annotation, molecular function: heme binding; peroxidase activity.
UUCUAAUUCUAAUUCUCUAUUUGUAGACUCUCAUUCCUCACUUCCUGUUAUGAUCCUGUAUCUCUAACAUAGGAUCUCGAUUUUGACCCAGUGUACACUUUCUUGAUCUUAUACCCCCAUUGGCAAAUUUCUUUUUUUAUUGUAUCCACCACGUAUUUUUUCGACAUGGCCAGUAUCGAUAAGCCACUACCUCAAACCCAGGCCUCAAAACCUGGGGACUUCGAAGCUGUCAGAAAGUCUAUCAUUGAUCUCCUCCGCCAGCCUGACUAUGACGAUGGAAGUGCCGGCCCUGUUCUUGUGCGCCUAGCCUGGCACUCUUCUGGCACAUAUGACGUAGCAACAGAUACUGGAGGCUCAAACGGCGCUGGCAUGCGCUACGAGGCCGAGGGUGGUGAUCCCGCCAACGCCGGCCUUCAGAAUGCUCGCCUCUUCCUAGAGCCCCUCAAGCGUCUUCACCCAUGGAUCACAUACUCAGACCUAUGGACGCUUGCCGGAGUAACGGCCAUCCGAGCCAUGGGCGGUCCCGAAGUCGAUUGGCUUCCAGGGCGAACCGAUUUUACCGAUGACAGCAAGAUUCCACCUCGCGGCCGUCUUCCUGACGCGGCUCAAGGAGCAGACCAUAUCCGAGACAUCUUCUACCGAAUGGGAUUUAACGACCGGGAGAUUGUCGCCCUCAGUGGCGCGCACAGUCUUGGACGAUGCCAUACGGAAAACUCGGGAUUCGAGGGGAAAUGGGUCAACAAUCCGACACGAUUCUCAAAUCAAUAUUUCCGCCUCCUGCUGUCUGAGAAGUGGACCGAGAAGACAGUCCCUGAAUCUGGUGUUACUCAGUUCUCUUCUGUUGACCCUGACACAGAAGAGGAGUUGAUGAUGCUCCCAACCGAUAUGGCUCUCACGACAGACCCUGAGUUCUCCAAGUACGUGCGUCUAUAUGCUGAAGACAAGGAGAUGUUCUUCAACGACUUCAAAGCAGCAUUCGCCAAGCUGCUGGAGCUGGGAAUAGCAAGAGAUGCAGAAGGAAACAUUACGAACAGCGAUAACGAGAAGGGGGGAUAUAGAAGCGCGCCGAAGAAGAGCGAUUCGGUCUCAACACAUGCAGAGUUCGGACAAGGGGCCAAGACAAAUGGUUGUCCUGUUAUGCACGCCAGGGCAAAGCUCUGAUGUGUUGUAGGUUAAUUUAUACCCGUAUAGACUAUAGAUGGGGAACAAGAUACACAAGUAUAAUUAGAUGGCUAUAGAUCGGAUUCUUUAUUACUAUCUCGACUCGGAAUUUAUUUUACUACUUAAAGUCUAUCGGUUCUGAAU